AUGCUGUGGCGAGCUUCUCUUACAGUCUUCAUUAUAAGUUCUGUGUGCGAUGCUAUUGUUAACACAUAUCCAUUUGAUGCACCCUAUUCGGACGUUAAGCGAGAGCAGGAGCAUGCGGUCGACCACGUUUCCUGUAGACUGACUCUGCGCCACAAAAAGCCCCUUGGCUGGCAGAUGGGGCUGUUUGCCCGGUGCCAACUUCUCAAAGAGGACCGGGGAACUGUGACUAUGAAGGUUGAACUAUUCGUCCAUGGACUUCCGCAGUUUCUACAUAAAAGCCCUACCGACCUUCUGUCGUGGUUCGUAAACUGGCUGUUCUGGGUCAAAAUGGAACCCUGCAAUACGACUGUC
This is a messenger RNA of Opisthorchis viverrini, 351 nucleotides long. RefSeq lists its product as hypothetical. NCBI's taxonomy places the organism in Eukaryota, Metazoa, Platyhelminthes, Trematoda, Opisthorchiida, Opisthorchiidae. The transcript has 3 exons. The record is from RefSeq and is a predicted model, not a curated record. The annotation marks the transcript as partial.